Molecule: messenger RNA, 1008 nt
Organism: Mytilus trossulus (common blue mussel)
Lineage: Eukaryota; Metazoa; Mollusca; Bivalvia; Mytilida; Mytilidae
Exons: 2
Coding region: 1-1008 (335 amino acids)
Source: RefSeq, a predicted model, not a curated record
AUGCAAAACCCCACUCCUGUUAUAAAUGGACCACCUGCACCACUCCUACCUGUUACCAUUGGACCACUCCCACCCGUAAUAAAUGGACCACCUGUAGUACUCCCACCUGUUAUAAAUGGACCACCUGCAGCACUCCCACCCGUUAUAAAUGGACCACCCGCAGCACUCCCACCUGUCAUAAAUGGACCACCUGCAGCACUCCCACCACUUAUAAAUGGACCACCCGUAGCACUCCCACCUGUUAUAAAUGGACCACCCGCAGCACUCCCACCUGUCAUAAAUGGACCACCUGCAGCACUCCCACCACUUAUAAAUGGACCACCCGUAGCACUCCCACCUGUCAUAAAUGGACCACCUGCAGCACUCCCACCUGUUAUAAAUGGACCACAUGCAGCACCCCCACCUGUCAUAAAUGGACCACCUGCAGCACUCCCACCCGUUAUAAAUGGACCACCCGCAGCACCCCCACCUGUCAUAAAUGGACCACCUGCAGCACUCCCUCAAGCACCAUUGAGGCACAAUCUCCUAUUGUGGGGCCUUCAUCAACUAUACAGACGCCUUGGACUUCAAAUACCUCAACAUGUGCCUAUACAACCUCAAAUACCUGCCAUUCCACAACUACCUGCUGAACCUCAACCACCUAUUGAACCACAAGUACAUGCUGAACCGCAACUACCCGCUGAACUACAACUACCUGCUGCACCUCAGCUACCUGCCGCUGCACAACAACCUGCUGAACCUCAACCACCUAUUGAACCACAAGUACAUGCUGAACCGCAACUACCCGCUGAACCACAACUACCUGCUGCACCUCAGCUACCUGCCGCUGCACAACAACCUGCUGAACCUCAACCACCUAUUGAACCACAAGUACAUGCUGAACCGCAACUACCCGCUGAACCACAACUACCUGCUGCACCUCAGCUACCUGCCGCUGCACAACUACCUGCUGAACCUCAACUACGUAGAUCUACUCGAAAAAAACCAGUUCAUUAUGGAUACAAUUGA